This is a messenger RNA of Erythranthe guttata (spotted monkey flower), 2446 nucleotides long. Its product is annotated as mitogen-activated protein kinase kinase kinase 1. Gene Ontology annotation, molecular function: ATP binding; MAP kinase kinase kinase activity. Gene Ontology annotation, biological process: MAPK cascade; protein phosphorylation. NCBI's taxonomy places the organism in Eukaryota, Viridiplantae, Streptophyta, Magnoliopsida, Lamiales, Phrymaceae. The record is from RefSeq and is a predicted model, not a curated record. Gene Ontology annotation, cellular component: cytoplasm.
AAACCCACCUUUAGCCGCCACGUGGCACCGCGUCAAUCUCUUUUCCUUAUUUCCGCUUUUGUCCUCCGUUUUUCAACCCUCAACUCGAAUCCCGGUCAACUGUUUCGACACCCCGUUCAUUAUUUUUUUCUUUCAAUUAGAAAUCUCACGCGCCGUCUCUUCUGAAUUUUCCACACCCAACCUAUACAUACACCGCAGUGUACGUAUACCUCCGCAUUUUGCUGCGCAGUGGGAAUGAGAGUGAAGGAUGAGGAACUCGAAGCACGCGAGGCAGCAGCAGCAGCAGCAGCACAGGCCGAGGCUCGACCGGCGGAACGCCGUUAAGAACAUAGACUACGACGCCGCCGAAAGUGCGCCGCCGUCCUCCUCCGACGAACGAUCCGUGUACAAAACUAGGUCGCUCGACCUGCCGUUGUCGAGUCGCACCAGCUUCCGCGUGGAAGGAGCUGAAGGAGAAGUCGAUCAGAUUUUCCAGGAUUUGGGGUUUGUUCCAGACGAUUUCUCGAUUUCCGCGGCGGCUUGGGAGGCGAGCAAGGGUUUGUCGCAUUCGGGUAAUUUUAAGACUGCUUCGAGCGAGCCGAGUGAUUUGAAUGAGCUGGUGGACUAUUUUGAUGCAAGGGUUAGGGUUAGUGAUGCUGAAGUGGAAGAUGUAGUUGAUGUGAAUUCGGGUGGUUUUCGAGACGAAGUUGGUGAAUUUGAAGUGGAGAAUAAGCUGAUUACUAAUGGUGGAUUGGGAAUUGUAGGUAUUAGGCAGUCGAAUUUGGCACCUGCUCCGUUGAUUACUCAGUCGAGCGAUCCAGGUGAGUUUCGCAACAGAGUUGGAGGUAGAAUAAACAUUGGUAAUGGUGAAGAGAAGGAAGUGAGUGGAUUGGGAAUUGUAGGCAUUAGGCAGUCGAAUUUGGCACCUGCUCUGUUGAUUACUCAGACGAGCGAUCCAGGUGAGUUUCGCAACCGAGUUGGAGCUAGAAUAAACAUUGGUAAUGGUGAAGAGAAGGAAUUGAGUGAAAACAAUGUGAGAAGUGAGGUUGCAGGUAAUGGCGAUUGGGGAAUUAAGGGGAGCAGGCCCCCACUAUUGUCCCCUCCACCGGUGAAGAUGCCGUCGGUUGUGGAUGAUAGUAGCUCCACUUGGGAUAUAUUUCAUGCAUUUGGUCCUGAAGAUGCCCAGGAUCUAUAUGCUGUAAAUGAAGUUGAAGAAUAUACGGAAGUUGAGAGGGAAGAACAGAGAAAUGAUGAUGUGGCAAAUACGAGGGGGCUUGGUUUGGAGUCACGUUCGAGUUCUUCCAAUGGUGGAGAUUCUGUUCACUCGAUGGGGGAAAGUAAUCACACUAUCUCACCAAGCGGUUCGUUCAGGUGCAGUAUCAUGUCUUGGCAGAAGGGCGAUUUCCUUGGAAGCGGAUCGUUUGGAACUGUGUAUGAGGGAUUCACCGAUGAUGGGUUCUUUUUUGCUGUGAAGGAGGUAUCUUUACUGGGCCAAGACAGCCAAGGCCAACAAAGUAUUUAUCAGCUCGAACAGGAGAUAUCUUUUUUAAGAGAGCUUCAACACGAGAACGUUGUUCGCUAUUUGGGCACUGAUAAAGACAAUGAAAAACUCUAUAUUUUCCUUGAGCUUGUAACAAAAGGUUCACUUGCAAAACUCUAUGACAAAUAUCAGCUUCGAGACUCCCAAGUUUCUGCAUACACAAGGCAGAUUUUAAGUGGGCUGAAUUAUCUUCAUUGCCGAAAUGUAGUUCACAGAGAUAUCAAAUGCGCCAAUAUACUGGUGGAUGUAAGCGGCUCCGUGAAACUGGCAGAUUUUGGAUUGGCAAAGGUAACUACCAAACUGAAUGACAUCAAAUCUUGCAAAGGGACACCAUAUUGGAUGGCUCCAGAGGUAGUGAACCAAAGGAACCAUGGCUAUGGUCGUGCUGCUGACAUAUGGAGCCUUGGGUGCACUGUGUUGGAAAUGCUAACCGGUCACAUUCCUUACUCUCACUUGGAAGGGAUGCAAGCGUUGUUCAGAAUAGGCAGAGGCGAACUUCCUCCGAUACCCAACACCUUAUCGAAAGACGCUCAGGAUUUUAUACUCAAAUGCCUGCAAGUCAACCCAGAAGACCGCCCUACUGCCGCUCAACUAUUGGAGCAUCCGUUUGUGAAGAAGCCAUCUUCGUCGUCUUUUCCAAGUCCUGCCACUCCACGUUAUGCCAUGCGCUUGUAAGAGAAUUCAACAAGAUUCAUUGAAUGAAGAUGUUAGAAUAUUUAUGCUGCAUAGACUUUUCCGAAGGUGUCCACGGAGAAUUGUGCUACCCAGUUCAAAAUCGCGAAAUCGAAUAAUUCGGUCACGAGGAGAAAACGAAGUGCUAUCUGCUCUAGUGAUGUGGUAAGAUCUCCAUUUGAUAUUUGAGAAGUUCGGAAAUUUUGGUACUGGUGAUUUACGAGAAGUAGAACCAAACACCUGAUGGACUGAAAA